AUGCAGAUUAAUGUCUCUACAUCUUUUCCACCAGUCAUACAAGUGGGUUACCAAGAUAUUGGUGCUACUGUUUCCGUGGAUAUAACAAUUAAUGUUCUAGAAGGCGGCGAGACCAUACCCGUUGCAUGUAUCUCAGUGGAUAUUAGUGCUUCAUGUUCUGUGGAAAUUUUAGGAAACAACACUGCUGGUAGGAUUACAUUACAAAAUUUUUCUGCAUACUUGAAAUGGAGCAAAAUAGGAAAACUACGCAUACAUCUUAUUCAGGUACCUUUUCAAGGGUCACAACAUGUGAGCUAG
Messenger RNA from Vicia faba (fava bean), 297 nucleotides. The record is from the annotation of a GenBank genome assembly. NCBI's taxonomy places the organism in Eukaryota, Viridiplantae, Streptophyta, Magnoliopsida, Fabales, Fabaceae.